AUGAAGGCAUUGACAGAUAUUGAAGCGGUCUCAGCUCCCUUCUUCCCCACCGGAAUGUCAGCAAAAGGUCCGAGUACGCACCCACGACAGAGUGAGGAUAUUGUGCAACAGAUUAAUGGAAAUUUUGGACCUUGGCAGCUGCGCACAAUAUUGCUGAUAUUUCUGUGCAAGAUACCAACGGCAUGGUUUAUGGCCUGCAUCGUAUAUACGGCACCCACGCCCCGAAAGGGCGAACUGGUAUGUCGUCCUGCUUGGAAUGAGAGCCAUUUGGAAACGAGCAAUCAGCAUACACAGGUGGAUAGCCAUUGGGCUGAUGAGCGCAUCACAGAUCGGCAUUUCAAUCUCGAGGUGUGCAAUGCCUAUGCGGAGAGCUUGUCCAAAAGUUUUGUGCAUGCUUGGAAUGCAAGCGGAAAUUCCGGUAUUUCCACGACGGCUCUACAGUGCGCCCAUGUGGAGCACAAUGCUCAAUAUACCUCGUUGGUCACACAAUUCGAUUUGAUUUGCUCGCGACGCGUUCUGGUGGCUGUUACGCAAUCCUCUCAUGCUCUAGGCGGCCUCAUCGGCGGACUGAUCGCCUAUCAGGCGCUAAAGCACUUCAGUCCUCGUCGUCUAAUGCUGAUGGGCAUGUUGGGGCAAAUCUUUUGCGGCAAUCUCACCGGCCUUGUGGACACAUAUCAGCUACAUAUCUACUUUCGUUGCCUCACCUCCGUCUUCUGUGCGCUCAUGUAUACCUCGGGCCAACAUAUACUCAACGACAUCGUUGCGGGAAAGGCGCGCAUAAUUGUAGUCACACUGUCUGAGCUUUUUUGGUCGCUCGGCCUCGUUCUAUUGCCGGCGAUUUCUAUAUAUUUCGAUAGCUGGAGCUAUCUGUAUGUGGCGAUAUCCUCAUCGCUGUUUGUGCUUGUCUGGCUGCACCGUUGGAUAGCCGAUUCGCCCCGUUGGCUGCUGCGGCAUCAGAAAACAGAGCAGGCGCUGCAACUGCUCCUCGAAUCGGCAACUUAUAACAAUCGAAAAAUUCCCCUCACACUUGACGACGAGUUGACUGCCUACGCUGGCCAUUUGGCAAACGAACAGAAACAGAGCUAUUGCCAGAUUUGGGAUGGCGACACAAAGCGCAGCCAACUCUUCUACAUUCACUGCAGCUGGGGAUGUGCGAUGGUGUUGUAUAAUCUGAUUCUGCUCAUGAUACGCUCCUUGGGCGCUGCUCAGGUCCAUGUGAACACGGCUGCCUUGGGGUUUGCCGAAAUGCUGGGACUAUUUGUGGGCCUCUAUUUUAUACUCUACACGCGUCGUCAUUGGCGUUGGGCAGGCAAUCUGAUGAUCAUAGCCGGUCUCUGUAAUUACUUUGUCUGGCUGUUGCCGAAUACACCUCGUAACUCACGUCGCGUGGGUCUGGAGCUCUUCUUCUGGCUGCUUCUCAAGUUCGCCAAUGCGGCCUCAAUUGCAGUGCUCAGCACCUGCACCGGAGAAAUGGUGUCUCCGGAGAAACGGGUCUUCAUGCUGCUCUCCGUGGUCACUUUUAGUCGCCUGUGGCUGAUCUUCUCCCCAUUUAUAUCAACGCUCACUGUGGUGCAUCGACUGCUGCCCAUUACAAUUCUAGCCACCAUGGGCUGGAUAUAUGGCCUUGCUUUGCGGCGUCUGAAUCGAUAUUAUUGGAAUACGGAGCAGCCGCAUAAAAGCCAGGUGCCCACUCCUCGCACCUAUCGUCGCUGCUCGACUACCCUAAUGCGACGCUGCAGCUCCACGGGCUCAGAGAUCAGUGGCAGCAGCACCGAAAUAAUUCCCAUUCCCGCCACAGCUGUCAGUAUCUCCGAUCUGUGGCAAAUCAAUUUUCAAACAAUCACCGAGUGUGAAAGUGGCGCUGAAAUGGAUGAGAUGAGCUACAAGAGGAAUAGCUCGAAGAGUUAG
Scaptodrosophila lebanonensis is the source of this 1908-nucleotide messenger RNA. RefSeq names its product solute carrier family 22 member 3. Bases 1 to 1908 code for a protein of 635 amino acids. Lineage: Eukaryota; Metazoa; Arthropoda; Insecta; Diptera; Drosophilidae. The record is from RefSeq and is a predicted model, not a curated record. The transcript is spliced from 5 exons. Gene Ontology annotation, molecular function: transmembrane transporter activity. Gene Ontology annotation, biological process: transmembrane transport.